CUCAGAAAUCUGCCGCCUGCACCAGCUUCUCUGGCUCACGGGGAUGCUCCCGCUGGAAGCUGAACUUCUGAGAGGCUCCGGUGUGAGUGUGGGCGCGCAGACGCGGCUCCCAGCUGUACAGUGACUCUCAGGGAAAGGACUCUGAAAAGACCCUGAGUGAAUAAAGCUAAAAGGAAAAACGGCAGCGAGAACAAAAGCAAACGGCGGACUGGCCAACUGAGAAUGAGCAUUCGGAAGCCCCCGUUUCUGAAGGGAUGAGGAGCAGAGCCAGAAGAGACCAACAACUCCUUUGCAAUCCCCGCUGCUUCUAACCGCGCUCGGUGCUCACAGCAGGCGCCAACUGCAGCCUCCCAACUUCCACACACACACACAGCUGGGAGAAAAUCGCUGCCGGAGCUCCCCUGACCCAGGAGGUUGGAUCAGUUCAAGGAGGAUUCGAAUCCAGCUGCUGCAGGAAGAUGAACUCCACCCACCACCAUGGCAUGUAUACUUCCCUCCACCUCUGGAACCGCAGCAGCUACGGACUGCACAGCAAUACCAGCGCGUCCCUGGGGAAAGGGUACUCCGAUGGAGGAUGCUAUGAGCAACUUUUUGUCUCCCCCGAGGUGUUUGUGACUCUGGGUGUCAUAAGCCUGCUGGAGAACAUUCUGGUGAUCGUGGCAAUAGCCAAGAACAAGAACCUGCACUCACCCAUGUACUUUUUCAUCUGUAGCCUGGCUGUGGCAGAUAUGUUGGUGAGCGUUUCGAACGGGUCGGAAACCAUCGUCAUCACCCUCUUAAAUAGCACGGAUACGGACGCUCAGAGCUUCACCGUGAAUAUUGACAAUGUCAUUGACUCUGUGAUCUGUAGUUCCUUGCUUGCAUCCAUUUGCAGCCUGCUUUCCAUUGCAGUGGACAGGUAUUUCACUAUCUUUUACGCACUCCAGUACCAUAACAUUAUGACGGUUAAGCGGGUAGGGAUCAUCAUAAGUUGUAUCUGGGCAGCUUGCACAGUGUCGGGCAUCCUCUUCAUCAUUUACUCCGACAGCAGCGCUGUCAUCAUCUGCCUCAUUACCAUGUUCUUCACCAUGCUGGUCCUCAUGGCCUCUCUCUAUGUCCACAUGUUCCUGAUGGCGAGGCUUCACAUUAAGAGGAUCGCUGUCCUCCCCGGCACUGGUACCAUCCGCCAGGGUGCCAACAUGAAGGGGGCAAUUACCUUGACCAUCCUGAUCGGGGUCUUCGUCGUCUGCUGGGCCCCUUUCUUCCUCCACUUACUCUUCUACAUCUCCUGUCCUCAGAAUCCAUACUGUGUGUGCUUCAUGUCUCAUUUUAACUUGUAUCUCAUACUGAUCAUGUGCAAUGCCAUUAUUGAUCCUCUCAUUUAUGCACUCCGGAGUCAAGAACUGAGGAAAACCUUCAAAGAAAUCAUCUGCUUCUAUCCCCUGGGAGGCAUCUGCGACUUGUCGGGCAGGUAUUAACUGGGGACUGAGUGCAUACUAGGAACGUGCAGACUCUCCCACUCUGGCACAACCUGGGCAGUGUGCUUUGGCAACAGCUGCUCCUCCUGCAUAGUGCUUUGGCUGAAAGUAUCUGUUGUAUAAAUUUCAGUUUAUGACUUUGGAUAUGAAAAAAGGUCUACACCUGUUAUUUUUAAUGUCAUGCUACUUUUUGGUUUGUCAAAUGCUAAUCUGUGUUCUAUAUUGUGGGCGCUAUGAAUUUGCAAAAAAAAAAAAAAGAAAGAAAAAAGAAAAGAUAAGAAAAAGAAAGAUACCCUUAUUAAAAGUUUACCAAUGUCUCUUUCCUCUUACUUAUCAAGAUUCAACACUUGUCCUUUCUGUAGUGAUAAAAACCAGAGUCUUACUAAUAUGUCCUUAACUGUUUUCAUGUGUCACCCCACAGCACCACAGAGGCUUGACUCCACUAUUUAUGGGGGAAAUGUUUAAAAACAAGAUGCUUGUUCCUUCUGUAAGUCAGUCCCACCAGUGAAAUUUCAAGCAACUUAAUAAAAGCUUGCCUGUUAUACUC
This is a messenger RNA of Peromyscus leucopus (white-footed mouse), 2004 nucleotides long. RefSeq names its product melanocortin 4 receptor (gene Mc4r). NCBI's taxonomy places the organism in Eukaryota, Metazoa, Chordata, Mammalia, Rodentia, Cricetidae. Gene Ontology annotation, cellular component: membrane. Gene Ontology annotation, molecular function: melanocyte-stimulating hormone receptor activity. Gene Ontology annotation, biological process: G protein-coupled receptor signaling pathway. The record is from RefSeq and is a predicted model, not a curated record. Bases 459 to 1457 code for a protein of 332 amino acids. The transcript has a single exon.